ACGGAGCAGAGCACAAACCUGAGGGUGUUUGGAAAUUGGAAGAUUUGGUGGCAUACUAGAAUCAAGACCCGAAUCCUGCUCGAGAGAGAGUGGGAGAGGUGUCCGGGAUGUGGGAUCAGAGACUAAUAAGGUUGGCCGUGCUGCAACAGCUUCGGGCUGUCUAUGGCAUUAAGGUCAAGGGUGGCCGUUGGCCGAGCAAUCGCAAGAGACACGAACCAGCAGCUGCCGAAACAGGGGGUAAAGUAUUUGGAGUACCUUUUAUUGCUUUACCCCACUCUUUUGUACCAGAAUAUGGACACAUUCCAAGCUUUCUUGUUGAUGCUUGUACAUCUUUAGAAGAACAUGUUCAUACAGAAGGACUUUUUAGGAAAUCAGGAUCUGUUAUUCGUCUCAGAACAUUAAAGAAUGAACUGGAUCAUGGGGAAAGUUGCCUGUCUUCUGCACCACCAUGUGAUAUUGCAGGACUUCUGAAGAAGUUUUUUAGGGAGUUGCCAGAACCCAUUCUCCCAGCUGAUUUGCAUGAAGCACUUUUCAAAGCUCAACAGUUAGGAACAGAGGAGAAGAAUAAAGCUACAUUAUUGCUCUCUUGUCUUAUGACUGACCGGACAAUUGAUAUAUUAAGAUACUUCUUUAACUUUCUCAGGACUGUUUCCCUUAGAUCCAGUGAGAAUAAGAUGGAUAGCAUCAACCUUGCAGUAAUAUUUGCACCAAACCUUCUUCAGACAAGUGAGGGACAUGAAAAGAUGUCUGCUAACACAGAAAAAAAACUCCGAUUGCAGGCGGCUGUAGUACAGACUUUUAUUGAUCAUGCUUCAGAUAUUGGACAUGUGCCAGAAUGUAUCCUGGAAAAGAUACCAGCUAUGUUGGGUAUUGAUGGUCUCUGUGCUACUCCAUCGCUAGACGCCUUUGAAGAAGGUGAAUAUGAAUCUCCUGGUGAGUGUAAGAGAAAGCAAAGACAAAGUGUCGGAGAUUUUGUUAGUGGAGCUUUAAGUAAACUUAAAUCUAACCGAACACCCUCUUUUACACCUCAGCAAGAAAAAAUCGCCCAGGUGUCUGUAUCACCGAUGAUUCUUACACCAAAUGCUAAGCGUAAACUACCAGUAGAUUCAUCUCACGGCUUCUCCAGUAAGAAAAGGAAGUCCAUUAAGCACAAUUUAAACCCUGAACGGUUGCCAAGCAGUCUCUUCAGUAGCAGCUCUACACCAGCCUCAGUUCAUUUUGAUGCAAGCCCAGAAGGGUCAUCUCAAAGUUCACUCACUCCUGUAACCAUUGAUGGGAACCAGAUCAGUACAGGUGUCCACAGGAGAAGUAAAAGGAUUGCAGGCAAGAAAAUUUGCAGGGUAGAAUCAGGAAAAGCUGGCUGCUUCUCUCCUAAAAUCAGUCGUAAAGAAAAGGUUCGAAGAUCUCUUCGUUUGAAAUUUAGUCUGGGGAAAAGUAGCCGAGAUGUUAAUGGAUGUUGUGGUAUCAAUAGAUAUGAAAAUGUUGGUCGAAGACUUGCAAAUCAACAAAGUUUUAAAAAUGGGAUUGAAUCUGUUAAAACAGGUCUGUUUUUUAGCCCAAAUAUUGGUGAAAGAUUAACAAAGAAAGGUUCAAAAAAGAUCAGUAAGUCUGAGGAAAACUUGUUAACUCCUGAGAGACAAGAUGGAACAAAUUACCGGAUGUCUUGGACAGGACCUAGUAAUUCAAGUUUUCAGGAAAUAGGUGCAUUUGAAAUAUCUCCGAUAGUAGGAAAUCUGAGAGUGGAGCCUGAUCUUGCGGUUGAGAAGUCAUCUGUUACUUCGUAUGAACUCACCUCUCCCAAUGUACACAGUCAGCAUAAUAGUAUUGAAAAUAAAAACACUCUUAGCGAGGAUGAAAGGAACUUGACCACAGAGACUUUAGUGAAAAUUCAGAAAGCAUUUUCUGAAUCUGGAAGUAAUCUUCAUGAAUUGAUAGAUCACAGAAAAUCAUCAAUAAUUAUUGUGGAGAAAGUAAAAUUAAAUGAAUCACGAAAUGUAGAACAUAGCCCAGAGAAAAGUCUGUUUGAAAGUAAUGAUUUAACUAUAACAGAAUUAAAGGAAAAGUCCGAGCGCCACACAAGUAAAGAUGAAACCAGUUUUUCAGAGAAAGACUUCUCACCAUACAAAACUCAAAGAUUUGACAAAGAAACGACUGUAAAAUGUUAUUCAACUCAGAUGAACAUGGAAGCUGAACACAGUGUUUAUUCAGAUAUACUGAAAGAAUCUUCAAGCAAACAAGUGUCUCCUGGUGAUGAACAAAUAAAGAAACAGGAAAUCCCAAUAGAGACGCUAAAUACUAAAUUAAUGGAAAGUGAGAAAAUAGUUAAUGAAAACUUACUAAAACACACAGCUUCUAGGGCAGAUGUAGCUAAAUCAUCUUCCUUAGAGCACAUUACAUGUAAUAUAUCAAACUUAGCAAAGCCAAAGUCUGUGAGAAUUGUUAAGCAGCAGUCACUGGUGGAAGCGUGUGAUAAAAUGGUUUCAGAAAGUGCACAGAUAACAGAGAUUGGAAAGGUUUCAGACCACAUACAAUGGUUUAAUAAACUUUCUUUAAAUGAACCAAAUAGAACAAAAGUAAAGUCACCUCUGAAGUUUCAGCGUACCCCUGUCCGCCAGUCUGUCCGGCGAAUUAAUUCUUUGCUGGAGUAUAACAGACAACCUGUGAGGCCUAAGCUGGUGAGUCAUGGAGCUGCUGCCUCUCCGCUGGUGAAAGCAGUGAGCUGUGAUAGUGCACUUUCACAUGUAGAGAAUAUGCCCCAAGAUUCCUCUGUGGGAUGUGACAGCUCAGGUCUUAACCAACAGCAGUCUAUGUCACAGGAACAGCCAAGCAUGGAAUUAGCUUCUAAAUCUUCAUCAAAGCUGAACAGGCACCAAAGAGCCUCAGUGAAUGCUUCUCUUGGGCCUGCUAGAAUCUGUAAAGAGAAAGUGAUGUCUCAUGACCAAAUUAAAGUUCCAUUGGAUGACUUGACUAAUUAUGGUAUAUUAAAAUCUGUUGUAAAUAACAAUAUAGACUUUUCUUCUGAGGCAAGUAACAGAGUCCUAAGGAAAUCAUCAGAAAGAGAAAGGCCUUGGUAUAAAGGUUCUCCCAAAAAUCCUAUUGGAAAAGUUCAACUGUUACCAAGUAAACCCGUAGACUUGUAA
Chrysochloris asiatica (Cape golden mole) is the source of this 3140-nucleotide messenger RNA. RefSeq names its product Rho GTPase activating protein 11A (gene ARHGAP11A). The coding region runs from base 108 to 3140 and encodes 1010 amino acids. The transcript is spliced from 12 exons. Lineage: Eukaryota; Metazoa; Chordata; Mammalia; Afrosoricida; Chrysochloridae. Gene Ontology annotation, biological process: signal transduction. The record is from RefSeq and is a predicted model, not a curated record.